AGAACGGAAGAGAGAGAGGGAGAGAAAGGAAAUAGAUGAGAGGGUGAUCGGGUGUUGCCGAGUGCAUCUUCCAUUUUCCUGUAGUGCCUACGUGUCGUCGUGAUUUCAUUAGUUGGUGCAAAAAUGAGUUUUAAACCCAUCGAGACUUUUCCCUUUGUGUAAUGCCAUUGGUGAAGGUAACUGUAUAAUACCAUGAUCGAGCUCAUGAACAGCAUACAAAGCCCAACAACAAGACACGGCCUAUAAGUUUUUGUAUAAUGCCAUGAUCAAGCCCAUGAACAGCAUACGAUGCCCAACAACAAGACACGACCUACUCGCUCAGGUAAAAGUAACCCAAGCUGAGCCCAUAAAUAUAAGUUAAUCAGAACCGUGGGGAGGGGAUGGACUCUGCAAGGAGAGCUGCUUCAGCUCCGGAGCGAGUCUGGCAGUGAGAGGCGAACUUACAUCGCAAGAAUGAUGGAGGAUGAGAAGGAAGGUGGUAGGACCUACGGCCACUGGUGGUGGGCCCUUGCAAGUGGGGCUCAGUUAGGGUUGGGCGUAUCGUCUUACAGAAGGGGCUACGCCGGCGACUCACGCCUCAUGCCCUUGAAAGCCUUCGUCGUCGCCUCUCUCUUCGUCGGCGCCGCUGCCUCUACCGCCGUAUCAGUUCUCAAGGCCUCCGGCAUCCACAAGGUGGAGGACCUCAUGGAAGUGGGUGCAAAUAUAAGAGCUGGACUUGGUGUUCGUCCAAGGGCGAGAGAUGAAUAAGAAUAUAUUCAUAUAUUUGAGUAUCGAAGAUUUUCGUUAUUUUGUAGGGUUUGAAAUUGUGUUUAUAAGGACUUUGGCUUUGUCUUAUUCUCAUUUUUCGAAGGUCAAUAUAUGUAUACUCUUUAUGAAAGCAAAUCCAAUUUUAGAGAUAACACAGCCUUUGUGCAUGUGCAAAAGACACCUACGGUUACUCUUUUCUAUUCUUUGCAAAAGAAACUAGCAGAUGCUUUCUAUA
Molecule: messenger RNA, 982 nt
Organism: Juglans regia (Persian walnut)
Lineage: Eukaryota; Viridiplantae; Streptophyta; Magnoliopsida; Fagales; Juglandaceae
Exons: 2
Coding region: 454-747 (97 amino acids)
Source: RefSeq, a predicted model, not a curated record